Messenger RNA from Lobosporangium transversale, 1731 nucleotides. RefSeq lists its product as hypothetical. Gene Ontology annotation, molecular function: FAD binding. The record is from RefSeq and is a predicted model, not a curated record. Lineage: Eukaryota; Fungi; Mortierellomycota; Mortierellomycetes; Mortierellales; Mortierellaceae. The coding region runs from base 77 to 1474 and encodes 465 amino acids. The transcript is spliced from 6 exons.
AAAUGCGUUUCCUCAGUGAAUACGAUGGCUGAUGCCUCUCGUUCAUUCUUCUCAUUGAAUCACAACAUCCCACUCAAUGGAUAAAAUUAUUAUCGUUGGAGCUGGGCUGGGUGGUUUACUCUUGGCCUUUUUACUCGAAAAGGCCUCUCUGGACUAUCUAAUCCUAGAACGUAUGACUACCUCAACAAUGCCUCUUGAAGGUGGAGGCGUGAUCCCCAUCACAUCUCAAAUCCAACCGCUGCUCCAACAGCUCGGCCUACUUGAUGCAUUGAAACAGCUUGCGAAACCAGUCAGUCAUAUCUCUGUUUAUGAAGCUAACCAAGAGCAAAAAGGCAAAAUCUUAUGCAAUAAGCUGGGCGCAAUUGACAAGACCGUUUCGUUUUCGAGAUAUGGUUACUACACACUAGUUAUCUCUAGGCCAGAACUGUAUAACCACCUGGUGGGUCAACUUCCUAAGGAGAAACUGCUCUUUGGAAAACAAGUCGAAAACAUUGUUAUCAAUAGCACUCGUGAUUCAAAAGCAACCUGUGUUUGCACAGAUGGUUCGAGCUAUCAGGGAAUCAUCAUUGGCGCAGAUGGUGCAUAUAGCAAUGUGCGGUUGAGCCUCUAUCGACAGUUGAAAGAAUGCGGUAGACUACCUGCCCAAGAUCAUAAGCCAUUGCAGUAUCAGUAUCGAUCCCUUGUCGGAAUGACUCAACCAUUAGAUCCAGAUCGAUUUCCUGUGGUCAAAGCAGAGUAUUCUGAAAUCCAAGUGCUGGUGUCGAAAGGUAGCAGACCCUUUUCGUGCUGGUGUGUCCCAAUGACCAGGAACAGACUGUGCUGGUUGCUAGAUGAGGAACUACCCGGGCCCAUUGAUUGCCCUGAGGUAGAAGACUGGAGUGAUAUGAAAGAGACCAUUCAGAUGACGUGCGAAAAGUUCCGCGCAUUGCAGAGUCCCUUAGAGAACACUUUAAUGGGUGAAUUGUUUGAUUUAACACCCGAAGGAACGAUGCUCUCACUUCCACGCGAAGAGGGAUUUCAUUUUACAUGGACACAUGGCAAAAUUGCACUCAUGGGUGACGCGUGUCAUAAGGCGUUGGUCUGUGGCGGUCAGCCGUUUGUACAGGCUGGAUACGAUGCCGUAAAUUUGGCGAAUCUAUUUUACGCCUAUUCUCGGUUGGUGGACCAAAAUGCCUCUGAUACCACCGCUUCUGGUGCUUUGACUGCAACCUCUUCAUGUCCUUUAGAGGAUCUUGCAGUCAGACUCCGAUCCUACGAAAGCGACCGCCGAUCUGAUGCCCUGAAAGCUGUCCAAGGCUCUCAUGUAUUCGGAAAAAUUAUGAGUCGACAGGGCUGGACAGGAACGAUGUUGCGGUAUAUAUUCUUGAACUAUGUACCCCAGUUUCUAGUCAAUUCUAUCAUUGGCGAUCGAUUGAACAGCGAUCGAGCUCAAGCAUGCUUUUUACCCAGUGUUACUAUGACCAAUCUAGACUGAAAUUACUUGCAUACAUAGAAUAGCCCUCACGUAGUUUAUUUCAAGCUUCAACAGUUACCGCCGCAUUCAAACGAAAAGCAAAUCAAACGUUUGUGUAGCAACAUGUUUCUUCGGCUGACUGAUUGUUUAUUAGACGUUUGAGAAACAAGCACAAUGAGCUCAUACCCGAUGUAUCCAUAAUUUACAAUGGAAGCAAAGGAAAAAGGUUAUGAGACCCUGCAAGCCAAACAAUAGGACCAUAAAUGUUGUCAACAAAU